ACAGCUUUGUAUGGAAAGCGGUGCAUUUUCCCAGUAGGAAGAAACGGACACCGUCGGUAUGGAGUUAACUGAAGCUUUCAGGAGCUUUCAGCUGCCCUGGCCUCAUAUGCAUUAUGUGUUCGCUGCGCUGUGUCUCAUUGUAACCGUUUAUAAAUUAAGUAGUUUCCUCGCCAGAAGAAAAACCGUGAUACGAGACAUUGAGGCUUUUCCAGGACCUCCGGGACAUUGGCUGUUUGGACAUGUUUUCCAGUUCAAACAAGAUGGGACAGACUUUGAAAAGAUCCUGGAUUGGGCAGAGCAGUAUCCUUACGCUUUCCCGCUGUGGUUUGGCCCCUCUUUUUGUUUUCUUAAUAUUCACCAUCCAGAUUAUGUAAAGACCAUUCUGGCCUCAACAGAGCCAAAAGAUGAUUUUGCAUACAAGUUUAUUGAGUCUUGGAUUGGACCUGGGUUAUUGGUGUCAAGCGGUCAGAAAUGGUUCAGACACAGAAGGCUCUUGACUCCAGGUUUCCAUUAUGAUGUUUUAAAGCCAUAUGUGCAACUGAUGGCACAGUCUGCUAAAACUAUGUUGGACAAAUGGGAAAGUUAUGCAACCACCAAUGAGCCCUUUGAAUUGUUUCAACAUGUGAGCCUUAUGACACUAGACAGCAUCAUGAAGUGUGCCUUUAGCUGCAACAGCAACUGUCAGACAGAUGGGGGCUCAAACACAUACAUCAAAGCAGUGUAUGAGCUCAGCAACCUUAUUAACCUUCGAAUGAGGAUGUUUCCAUACCACAGUGACCUAAUUUUCUACCUCAGCCCACAUGGUUUCAGACAUAGAAAAGCAUGCAAGGUGGCUCACAAUCAUACAAAGGAAGUGAUAAGAAAGAGAAAAGAAGCACUAAAAGAGGAGACCGAGCUUGGUCGUGUACAAACCAAGAGAUACUUGGAUUUUCUGGACAUCCUUCUCUUUGCAAAAGAUGAGGAGCAGCAGGGUCUGUCAGAUGAAGACGUCCGAGCAGAGGUGGACACCUUCAUGUUUGAAGGGCACGACACCACGGCCAGCGGUAUCUCUUUCAUCCUCUACUGUCUGGCCUGCCAUCCAGAGCACCAGAAGAUCUGCAGGGAUGAGAUCAUGGAAGCUCUGGUCGGCAAGGACACCAUAGAGUGGGAGGACUUGAGUAAGAUUCCAUAUACCACAAUGUGCAUAAAGGAAUCGCUUCGUCUUUACCCUCCCGUACCAGGAAUGGCCAGGAAGAUCACCAAACCAAUAACUUUUUUUGAUGGAAGGACUUUACCAGCAGGUUUUCAUAUUGGAACAAGUGUGUUUGGGAUUCAUAGGAAUUCAGCUGUCUGGGAAAACCCUAAUGUCUUUGACCCACUGCGUUUCCUCCCAGAAAAUGUCUCAAAGAGGUCACCUCAUGCCUUUGUGCCUUUCUCCGCUGGGCCAAGAAACUGCAUUGGUCAGAAUUUUGCAAUGAAUGAGAUGAAGGUGGUUAUUGCCCUGACGCUAAAGCGGUACCAUCUGAUAGAAGACCCUGACUUGAAACCCAAGAUGAUUCCUAGACUGGUUCUCCGCUCAAUCAAUGGCAUCCACAUCAAGAUCAAACCUGUAGAGAUAUAGUGGUAAAAGGGCAGUGGCUGCAGCAACUCCCAAGAAAAACACAUUGUUGAAUAAGGGAAUCAUUUGUGUGAUUUAUCUGAAGUGACAUUUAAUGAAGCUUUUACACUGACAUUGAAUCUAAUGGUUAUGAAUUGUAUAUAUUUUUUAGGAUGAAUUACGUGUUUUUAAAGUACAAAAGAUAAGUUGUAAUCUCACACUUUUUUCUUGACAUUUUUUCACUUCAUAUGUUAAAAAAGUACUUGCACUGUAAUAGAGAUUUGCUUCUAUUUGCAUUACAUAUAUAUAUAUAUAAACACAAACUUAAUUGCAUUAAGAGAUUAAAAAAUACAGACGUAUUUUUGGAGGAGCUCCAUGGGCUCAUUAAAACUCCGGCACACCACUGUCGUGAGCACAGUUUGUUACUGUGUUGAAAAGUCUUAAGUUUCUACCGUACAAAUGAAAAAAAAGAAAAAUGUUUAGAAAGACUGAGACAUUCUCAUUGACCAAGCACAUUUAAUACAGACUGAGGGGAAGUGGAAAACUGCCCUGUGGUUUGGUAAAUCAAUUUUUAAAUCCCUCUUGGAAAUAACAGAUGCGGCAUCUUCGAAGCUCAUGGUUCUGAAACUGUGUGACAUGUACCACUGGUUGUGCACUCGCUCUCCCUCUAAUGGUACGGUGAAAAAAUUCCAAUGUGGAAAUUACAUUUUCCUCUCCUGUUUUCAACAACAUAUCUCUGCGAUUUUCUUUGCUUGCUGUCCCUAAAAUGAAGUGGAUGGAUAGUGGAUAGCCAAAUCUGAGACUGAAGCUAACAUCGAUUGAUCCUGAUAGAACUAUUUUUACUUCUACUGAAGUAGGUUCAUUGGUGAGUUUUUUUUUCUCUUACUAACGUGGUAGUAAACUUUAACAUGAUUUGAGUAUUGAGACAUUUUUCAAAUAAAUUUGUAUGUAUAAAAGACACAUUAUAAGGACUUUUCUGAGGGGUUAUUCUUGAGUUGUGUGAAACAGCUUAAUUGCCAGUUCUGCUGAUUUACUCUUUUAACUAUGAAAUAGUAGCUGCCAACAAGUCAACAAUAAAUAACAUUUUCAUUUGGAACUAACCUGCUUCUUGUCUGAAGCCUGCCUAUGAAAAAGGGUAGUUUUUUUUUAGCUGUGUUUUCAUAUGUGGCGUAAUGGUUGUACUUGGACAGCCUGAGAUUUUUCAAAGUCGUGUGUAAUGUAAAAAGUUUGAGAAAAGAUAUUUCUAAAGUGAAGUUGCAUCCUCUAGUUUGUUAACAAUGCACAGUUUGAAAAUCAGCAUCUGUGAUUGUAUAAAUGUGUUGUAGCAAUUAGCAAGGGUAACUUGCACAUCUGCAAAGGUAACAAUAAUGAUGAACAAUAUACAGA
This is a messenger RNA of Melanotaenia boesemani (Boeseman's rainbowfish), 2962 nucleotides long. Its product is annotated as cytochrome P450 4B1. The record is from RefSeq and is a predicted model, not a curated record. NCBI's taxonomy places the organism in Eukaryota, Metazoa, Chordata, Actinopteri, Atheriniformes, Melanotaeniidae. The transcript has 12 exons. Gene Ontology annotation, molecular function: iron ion binding; monooxygenase activity; heme binding. Bases 59 to 1600 code for a protein of 513 amino acids.